AGAAUUAAAUAAAAAUUUAUAUUAAAUAUAAAUAUUCCCUUACGGUAUAAUGUAGCACUUAUUGCUGGUUUAUACUGUUCCUGGUGCUGCUUCUCUGACGUAUCUCUGAGAAUGGUGAUACGGACGUGAGAGAGAGAGAGGGAGAGAGAGAGAGAGAGGGAGAGAGAGGGAAAGAGAGACAGAGAGAGAGAGAGAGAGAGAGAGAGAGAGAGAGAGAGGGACAAGAGAGAAAUAAGGGAAGGGAGAAUAUAGAAGGGAGAAGGAGAUAUAGAAGAGUAGUAUAUAGCGUAGAGUAGAGUAGAGUAAGAGAAGUAUAAAGGACGAGAGUUAAGGCCGGUCGAAGACCUUCGGGAAUAAACUGUGUUAGAAAGAAAAGAUAUUUCAUGGUGAAAGUGACCGAAGAGUGGUUUUUAACGAAUCUAAUCAAAUCUAAUUGAAUCGAGUUCGAGUUCGAGUUCGACGUAAACGUCGAUGCGUUUGAUUCUCUUUUUCUUUUUUCCUUUCCUUUUUCUUCGUUUUUUUUUAUCCUCCUCCCCCACCCGCCCUCUCUCUCUUCUCUCUCUCUCUCUCUCUAACAAACGUGACUCAUCCAAGAAUUAACGGAUAUAAAGUGGAUCCGCUUUGGCUCUUUCGUUUACAGACGAAAAUCCGACGAUAUGGCGGUGGUAGGAUAAAUUUGGAACAACCGUUCGGGAGAUGAAACUCGCUUAUGUUACGGUCUCUACUGUCUUAGUUUCGUGCCGAGGAUUAUUCCCAGUGUGUCUCUCGUGUUAACGAGAAGAGAGAGAGAGAGAGAGAGAGAGAGAGAGAGAGAGAGAGAGAGAGAGAGAGAGAGAGAGAGAGAGAGAGAGAGAGAGAGAAAGAGAAAGAGAGAGAGAGAGAGAGAGAAAGAGAGAGAGAGAUACUGGGAAGUGUGGAUGACGUCGACAUUUGGACGGUUUAUAUAGAUAUGUAAAAAGUGUGUGACGAAAAUUUUCUCUUUUUUCUUUUCCUACUUUUUUUUUUCUUUUUUUGCUUUUCUUUUGUUUGCUUUUUUUUCAAAAAUCUAUACAACGAAAUAUCAUCGACGAACGAUCAGACUCGUCGAGUAAUGUCCGAAUCAUAUUCGUUGUUCUGAUCUAAUGAGUUGUAUGUUCAUUAUUUUAUUGUGAAUGAAGGCACGCGGUUAUACUUAUAUGUCCGACUAAGUGACAUUGCGUACGUAACAAAAGAAAAAAAAAAGAAAAGAAAAAGAAGAAAAGAAAAAGAAGAAAAGAAAAAUAGAUUAUCAUAAUCUUCAUCGUGAUAUCAUUUCCAAAAGUUCUCCUACGUAACUCUACAUACGUACUUACGUACUUGCCUACUUACGUUACGUAUGUAUAUAAGUAUGUACGUAUCUAUGUAUGUAUUUUCAUUGAAUCGUUUCUAAUAUCCUCCUCCGUCUAUCGAAUGAUUUGUAUAAUAUACAAAGAGUUUCAAAAAUAAAUCUCCGCGUCUACGAGAGAACGUUUGAAUUGAAAGAUUUUGUAACACGUGGAUUCCAUGGAACCGGUAUGAAGAAGAAAUAUAUUCAACAGACGUUAAAAUAAAUAGAACGAAAUAAGUGAUGAACACGUAAAAAGUUUAAAGGAGAAAAAGGGACAACGGAUAGAUAUAUAUUUCCUAUGUCUGUCAGGAAUUGACACGUCGUGAAUUGAAAACGUUAGACGAUAAUAUCCUGUCGUUUUGAGAUAAGUAAAAUGUCACAUACAAGAUUGGAGAUAUAUGAUCCAUUUGCCGAUCUCGAGAAACCUUCGAGAUGCAUAAAAUUCUUACGUCUUCUUUGGAAGUUUAGCAGAUGCGUAUUCUCUCACGUAACGUUGGUCUCCCUGGUUGUGGCAUAUUGUGUCAUAGGUGCAUAUGCCUUUGAAUCCCUUGAGGCAGAUCAUGAGAAACAGAUAAAGAAAAACGUGAAGUAUUUAAGAGGAAACAUAACGGAAAAGCUGUGGAAAUUGACGAAAGAAGUUGAGGUUUUAGUACGAGAAAAUUGGACGUUGGAUGCUUUACGAGAGUUACAGGGUUUCGAAAGCAAUUUGUUUACGUUACUCAGAAAAGAAGGUUGGGAUGGAAGCGAAGAGGAAAAUAAUAUUCAAUGGACCUUUGCCGGUGCCCUAUUCUAUUCGAUUAUCGUAAUCACGACGAUUGGAUAUGGUCACAUAGCACCUAAAACUAAAAAUGGAAAAGUCGUUACGAUAUUCUACGCUGUCGUUGGAAUACCUUUGAUGCUUCUCUGUUUGUCUAACAUCGGUGACGUAAUGGCAUCAAGCUUUAGAUUCUUGUAUUGGAAAGUAUGUUGUUAUGUAUGUACGAAGCCACCAAAGAAGAGACGUUCACGUCCCAGUUUAGUAAGAUCCUACUCAGCAAGGCAAUCAGGGCGAUACGAUAUUAACAACAGAGCUGCAUCUUUCCGACGUUCGAUUAGGCUGAGUCAGAGAUCGACUGACGGAACAUUAGGAAUUCCCGAAGGUUUGACACGAACUUCUUACUCGGAUACGGAUUGCAGGGAUAAUUCUCGACGUUCGAAUGGAAUGGACCAAAGGAGAAUCUAUUCUUAUCAGUUAUCUUCUCCUACGGCAUUAAGGCCAACGACCCCCUUCAGAAAUACGGAUAUACCUUUAUCCUCUCUAAAAUUAACAAAAGGUAAUCCUAGAUUAGGUACUCAAUCUCUCGAUCGAAGAUUAACAAGUGGAACUAUAGAAACUGAUCAUUCGCCUGUUCUAUGUAAUAAAUAUGCUUUGGAUGAUGUCGAGGAUGAUUUGUUUUUAUGGCAAUCUACGUCACGAAAUAAACCCGAAUAUGUUAGCAAAUUUGGUAAUCGUGCACAAGUAGAAGAUAAAUUAGAGGACAUCGAAAGACAGCCUACAUCGAUAACUAGAUCAUUACCAAGAAGAUUUCAUUCGGUGGAAAGUGCCAUUCUACCUCCACAGAGAUCAACAUUAUCAACUCCGUAUCAAUUAUCAUCAGGCCAUUUAUCAGGAAUCGAACAAAACAGAAGAUAUUAUUCAGAAAGGAUUAGACGUUCACCAAGUAAUUAUUCCAAUGCACGUUUCCACAGACGAGAAGCAUCGUUACCGAGAAUUUUGUCGCCAAUGGGAUUUGCGAUGCACCGACGUGCUUGUACCGAUGAUAUAGACGUUGAUUAUGAGUUUUACACCACAACUGACGAACAAGAAAGACAACCGAUAAAGCCAGUACCCAUUUGGCUUUGCAUUUUUCUCGUUGUUAGUUAUAUAUUGGGCGGUGCUUGUUUAUUUAGCAAAUGGGAAAAGUGGACUUUUCUCGAUAGCGCUUAUUUCUGCUUUAUCACUCUCACUACUAUAGGAUUCGGUGACUUCGUGCCGAAUAAAUUGGACGCUCACAAAGGAAUAGCCCUGUGCUCGUUGUAUCUCUUAUUUGGAAUUGCUUUAUUGGCGAUGAGUUUCAAUUUGGUCCAAGAGGAAGUGAUCAAUAACGUUAAAAGCAUUGCGAAAAGUUUGGGUAUAUUAAAAGAUAGCGACGACGAGUACGACGAGGAUGACGAUGACGAUGAGGAUGAUUACAGGUACGAUGCGGAAUACGAGGAUGAUGUCGAUGAGAAUGAUUUUGAACAACGAUGUGAUAACAGCCAAAGAAAAUCUUCUUAUCUCGAUGAACAUAAGAAAAAAAAAAGAAAAAAAAAAGAAAAAAGCAGAGAAAGAAAGAAAGAAAGAGAAAAAAAAUUAAAUCAUCGAGAUCACAAUUUCGAUAAAAUGGAAACGAACAAAUCGUUGCAUAGACCAUCAACAACGAAUGGACAGUGGCAACGUGGAAGUUAUCGUUAUCAAUGUGAAAGAAGGAAACGGCGACGACGGAAGCCUUGGAGCGAGAAGAUAUGUGACUGGACCAGGACACUGAUAGCCUUCCUCUUCAGUAACGUUGGCAUAGUAUGCCUCGUCGUAGGUUAUACUAUAGUCGGUGCUUUCCUGUUCACUUAUAUCGAGGCCAAAGACAGCUUGGACAUAUCCGGUGACGUCGUCAAGCAAAGAAACAUCACGGCUGCUAAGCUUUGGGACUUGACCUCAAAGGAGAACAUAUUCUCUGAGAGAUUAUGGAAAAAAGAAGUUAGAAAUAUAUUAGAGAGGUAUCAACAAAAAAUGGUUAAAAAUAUAAGAGACGGUUAUGAGGUUGUUACUGAAGAACAUAAAAAGUGGACUUUUGCGGGCGCAUUUCUUUACUCUCUUACUGUCAUUACAACGAUCGGCUAUGGGAAUAUUUGUCCUAAAACAAAAUGGGGUAAAUUGUGUACUAUAAUAUAUGCCAUAAUCGGUAUGCCAUUGUUUCUACUUUAUUUAAGCCAGAUAGGAGAUAUUUUUGCUAGAAGUUUCAAGUGGAUUUACGCACGAUGUUGCCUUUGCAAAUGUCAUAAGAAAUCACAUGAUCCGAUUAAUUUGGAAGUAUUAAAAUUACGUACAGAAAUGAAAGUACAAAGAGAUCAAUGGCAGCACGUAGGAGAAACAGAGAUAUCUAAUGUUUAUCAAGAUGUCAACGUAACAAAAAUGAAUAAUAUUAAUAGAAAAGAAAGUAUGAACAAUAAGAUCAAUGAUGGUAACGAUAGCUAUGUUUACGACCCACAACAAGUAACAGUACCAUUAACACUUUGUCUUGGUAUUAUGGUGGGAUACGUUAUAGCAGGUGCUUUACUAUUUUCAAAAUGGGAAGAUUGGAACAUGUUAGAUGGGUCUUAUUUUUGUUUCGUUUCAUUGUCAACAAUUGGAUUUGGCGAUAUAGUACCGGGUGAUAGAAUUUAUUCGGGACAAGGACUCGAAUUAUCCUUCAUAUUUUGUUUCAUGUAUCUCAUGCUUGGUAUGGCACUCAUCGCUAUGUGUUUCAAUCUGAUGCAAGAGGAAGUAAUUGCUAAAGUUCAUACUCUGGCACGUAUGAUCAAAUACAUCUUCAGAUGCGAUAGGUGAUGAUAUUAAGAUGAUUAAAAACGUUCGAUAACUAUAUUCGAGUUCAAUCGAUUUGAAGGAAAAACUAAAGGGAUUCAAAAGAAAUGAAAAGAAAAGGAGAAAAAAUUACUCCAGGAACAACCUGUUAGUCUUAUAUCGUUCUCAUUCGCUUGGACUGAUCUUAUUAUUUCCAAGGAAUUAUAUAAAAAAAAAAAAAAAAAAAAAAAAAAAAACGCAUCUUAAAAUCCAAGAGAUUGAAGUUUCGUAUUACAAUUUAUAAUAUUUGAAGACAUUCCUACGUCAAUCGUACAAAAGAAAAAAAAAAGAAAAAGAGAACACGAGCAAGAUUACGUGUACAGGAAGAACUUCGAAGCUUUUCUCGCUCAGUGAGAGAAGAGAGGAAAUCAUUCUUCUAAUUUAUGCUUUCCCUGGGGGAUGACUGACAACAAGUGGUUGCCGUCGCUUACGGAGGAAAUUAAUAGACGAUUGGGCAAUCAAUUUCUGUUUAACUUUCGAAAGGCAAUGGUAAAAUGUAAUAUUUGAGUGAAAUACUAGAGGAUUUCAUCUUUGACAGGAAAUUAAUCUUGACAGAAUCUAAAUGGUCGAAUAACUAAACGACGUUGAUAGUAGAGAAAACGAAAACCCUUGGGAAAGAAGAAGAAAGAAGAGAAGAGAAAAACGAUGUGGUAGUGACGAUGAUAGUAGUAAUAGUAGUAGUAGUAGUUGUAGUACUAGUAAUAAUAAUAGUAGUAGUAGUAGUAGUAGUAAUAAUAAUAAUAGUAGUAGUAGUAGUAAUAAUAAUAGUAGUAGUAGUAGUAGUAGGAACGUUAACUCCAUGUAUAUGUAAAAGUACUAUGUCGAGGAAGAAAGGUUCUUUCAAGGAAAAGUUGUUAUCGAAGAAUACAGGGUGUAUUAAAGUAAGAAAAGCGUAAUAUACUCGCGGAAAGUCGAUUCUUUAUUAUCGUCCCGAUGGGAUAGCUAGGAUGGAACACCUGGAGUUUAAGCGAAGGUUUGUAGGAUCGUCGUUUGAACGAUCGACACGAAGAAGAUUUGGGCAUCGACGUAGAGCCUGAGCUUUUCUCAGUGAUCGUUCGUUGAAAAAGAAGAGAGGAUGAUUUAGGGAUAGAAACAGGGUGGGUGGCAAGAGGUGAACGAGAGAGAACGAGAACGAAAGUGUGUGAGAGAGAGAGAGAGAGAGAGAGAGAGAGAGAAGGAAAGAGAGAUAGAAAAAGAGAGAAAGAAAGAGAGAGAGAGAAAGAGAAAGAGAGAGAGAGAGAGAGAGAGAGAGAGAGAGGGGAAGAAAGAGGAAAAUGGAGGUGCGCCGCUCCUUUAUGCGGCUCUACUCACGGGCUGGCGCACAUGCGCCUCAACAAAACGCGGAUCUUGCGCCCUGCAGCGUCGAUGGGGUGCGUCCGUGCCGGCGACGCUCUUCGUAGUCGAGCUCCGUUGAUUCGUACGAUCUCUCUCUCUCUCUCUCUCUACCUACCUAUCUACCUAUCUCUCUCUCUCUCUCUCACUCUUUCCCUCUCUCUCUCUUUUCUCUCUCUCUCUCUCUCUCUCUCUCUCUCUCUGUCUGUCCGUUUGUCUCUCUCUUACACAUAUUCUCUCACUCACUCUCUUAUUCUCUCCCGAUCACAUCUCGAACCGUGUCACGUAUCUGCUUUUACUCGUCUUGUCUCUGUGAUGCUUUACCAUCGAGAGGAGAUCCUACGACGAUCUCUCCGAAGAUUCUUUCUGUACGCGUGAUCAUCGUUACAGAGUUGUACGAAUAUUAACGUAUCCAGUGGUUCACGUUAUAUCUGAACGUUAUUCGAUAGCCACGUCGAAAUUCUUUUCGACGAGCUAGACGAAUUAAACCGGAGAAAGAAAAAUUCGAUUGCGGACCACCUGAAGCGAGUUCAGUGUUGUUGCCUAGGUAAUCGUGAAAGACUCGAGGAAGAAGUGUUCGAUAUUCCUCGUCGACUUGACUCGACUAAGACUUUUGACUCGACUAAGACUUGACUUGACUUGAGUUGAGUUGAGUUGAGUUGAGUUAAAUUGAAUUGAGUUGAGUUGCAUUGAGUUGAAUUGAAUUGAGUUGAGUUGAAUUGAAUUGAAUUGAGUUUACUUAUUUCUUCUUUUAUGGAACUCACAACAUCUUUUCCAACAAACACGAAAAUAAAUAAAAAAGAUCAUAAUUGUUUGACGGGCUAUCAAGUAUUUCUAAAAGGAAUUACCAUAGUCAAAUUUCAAUAUACGUCAAAUAUACGUUGGGCCUAAUCGUUCGUUUCGCCAAUUAACAACGAAUACGGUUUCUGGUGUUCUAAACGUGUUCGAUACAUCGUGCAAUGUUACCUCACCUUUUGCCGUUUGGCUUGUCGUGCGUCGUAUUAGAUUCCGGAACGUUAAAUAAAUCUUUCUACGUAGGAAAUAAGACGCCACGUCUUAAAACGGUGACUUCCGUAAAUUCACGAGAGAAAAAUUCAUUUUUGGUAUCGAAGAUUCGAUAAUGAGAAUUAACAACGAAGACAUUGCGCCAACGCGAUCGUUUGAAUAUUAUUAAACGGCAACUUUAACGGAUUUAAUGUGUAAUUUUGGAUGUGUGCUACGAAGGAAUUCCUUUAAGUUAAGUUUUGAUGUUUCGACUAUUGUCGACAUAAUCGGAAGAAAAUGAACAACAUCCGAAGAUAGGCCUUGAGUUUGCUAUCUAACAGAAAAACAAAAUAAAUUGCCUAUAUAUACAUAUAAUUAAUUUAUCUAUUAUCAAUUAAAAAAUCAGUAUUAUUAUUAUCAUUAUCAUUAUUAUUAUAAAAUGGAGAAAAUUGAGUAACAUAUAUACGUAGAUAUAGAAAUGCACGAAAUAUACGUCGUCGAAUGACAUUUUCAAUAAAAUUACAUAUACUACCUCGUGUAUACCUAACCAAGAGAUUUUUCAUCACGCGUGUGAUAUAUUACAAUAGUGAUAUAUUACAACAUAGACAAAAGAAAUGUUUAAUUAACGAACAUCUAAGAACCUAUAUAUCUCAUUAAUUUUUUUAUCUAUCUUUCUCUCUUUCUCUCUUUUCUACUCUUUGCAAUCAAAUUUUCAAGCAAAAUGCAAAGAAAUUAUUCGUAAAUUAAUACGUCGAGAAGAAAGUGGAACGGAGUGUGGUUAUUAUUUUCAAAUGCAUCGCCCAGAAAACGUCGAUAGAGACGAAAUAGCCGUCGAGAAGCCAAGGAUGUCACGUGAAUCCCUCCACAGAAGAUAGGACACGUUUCAUAAAGUUUCAUGCUCGCUACGAGCAAGAGGAAAAAGUUUCUUCCACUUCGGUGAGCCGAUAUGCUCGACGACACGGCCGUAGGAAGUCGAAAACCGAUACGAUAGAGAAGGGAAAGCGAUCUCUGAUAAGGUCGGGCAUCUCACCAGAUGGAUGAAAACGGCGACACCAAAGGAACGGUAGAACAACGAUAGGACGUUACCGCUUGCGGCUGCAGCUGCGGCGUCGAUCGCUGCAUCUGCAGCUGCGGCGGCAGUGGUGGUGGUGGUGGUGGUGGUGGUGGUGGUGCAAUUAGGCGGCAUAAUG
This is a messenger RNA of Vespa velutina, 8467 nucleotides long. RefSeq lists its product as uncharacterized. The record is from RefSeq and is a predicted model, not a curated record. Gene Ontology annotation, molecular function: potassium ion leak channel activity. Gene Ontology annotation, cellular component: membrane. Bases 1719 to 4946 code for a protein of 1075 amino acids. The transcript is spliced from 21 exons. Lineage: Eukaryota; Metazoa; Arthropoda; Insecta; Hymenoptera; Vespidae. Gene Ontology annotation, biological process: stabilization of membrane potential; potassium ion transmembrane transport.